Molecule: messenger RNA, 2301 nt
Organism: Sorghum bicolor (sorghum)
Lineage: Eukaryota; Viridiplantae; Streptophyta; Magnoliopsida; Poales; Poaceae
Product: F-box protein At5g51370
Exons: 3
Coding region: 449-1936 (495 amino acids)
Biological process (GO): SCF-dependent proteasomal ubiquitin-dependent protein catabolic process
Cellular component (GO): SCF ubiquitin ligase complex
Molecular function (GO): protein binding
Source: RefSeq, a predicted model, not a curated record
AGCAAGUCGCAACGGAACGGAACAAACACAACAGAGAAGACCGCCGCCUCGCCUUGGCGCAUUGCAUUGCACACCGAGACAAGGAAAGGAUUCAAUUCAAAUCGUUGGCUUCCCCCACCGGGCCACACCACCACACGCUCCCCACCCCAGUUUCCCCACACCAACGCCACACUCUUGAACACCCCGAACUCGCUACAUCCCGGCCUUCUCUCUUCUCGCCGCUCCCCCCGCGCCUGAGGUCGUCAAUUUCCAAAUCCCAAAACCUCCAGCCUCCAAACCUCAGAUCCCCCCGCCCCCCGCACGCCGCGCCUCCGAAAUUCCGAAACCCAAAUCAGAGCGCCGCCCUCCCGCCCCCCGCUGCACACCCCAGGCGGGGGGGGCCAUGCGCCCGCGCGGCGCCGCGCCGCGCCCGCGCCACACCGCUGGAGCCGAGCGGGCGGCGCGCUAGAUGCCUGAGCCCGGCCUCGGCGACCUCGGUCAGCGCCAGCUGCUCAAGGGCUGGCCUGACCUGUGGCUGGUGGGGGACAACAAGCCCGGUGGCCUCCGCGCGCGCUCCAUGGCGGCCGCGCCGCCUUCGCCGCCGCUCGAGCCCGACCAAACCCUAGCGCUCCCGGACGCGCUGCUCCUCCGCGUCCUCGCCUGCCUCCCGGAGCCCCACCUCACGGGCGCCGCCUCGCUGGUCUGCAGGCGGUGGACGCGCCUCGCGGGCCGCCUGCGCCGCCGCCUCGCCGUGCGGGACUGGGCCUUCGUCGCGCACCGCCUGCCCUACCGCUUCCCCGACCUCGCCGACCUCGACCUGUUCCCGGCCUCCAUCGCCGCGCCCACCGCCGCGGCGCCACACGCCUCCCCGCUCCUCACCUGCGGCGCCGUCUCGCUAACCCUAGACGCCAGCGCGGACCCGCCGCUCGGCGCCUGCCGCUUCGUCGACGACGACGCGCUCGACCGGGGGCUCGCCGCCGUCGCCGCGAGCUUCCCCAACCUCCGCCGUCUCUCGGCCACCGCCGCCUCCUCCGAGUCCGGCGGGCUCAUGGCCAUCGCCGGCGGGUGCCCGACGCUGCAGGAGCUCGAGCUCCACCGCUGCACCGACCUCGCCCUCCGCCCGGUCUCCGCCUUCGCGCACCUCCAGAUCCUCCGCAUUGUCGCGGCGGCACCCGCGCUCUACGGCCCCGCCGAGGGCGGCGGCGUCACGGACAUCGGCCUCACCAUCCUCGCCCACGGAUGCAAGCGGCUCGUCAAGCUGGAGCUUCAGGGUUGCGAGGGGAGCUACGACGGUAUCGCGGCCGUGGGGCGCUGCUGUGCGAUGCUUGAGGAGCUUACCAUCGUGGACCACAGGAUGGACGGCGGGUGGCUUGCCGCCCUAGCCUUCUGUGGGAACCUCAAGACCCUGCGGCUGCAGAGUUGCCGCAGGAUCGAUGACGACCCUGGCCCGGCGGAACACCUUGGUGCUUGCCUCACGCUCGAGAGCCUGCAGCUGCACCGGUGCCAGCUGCGUGACCGUAGCGCCCUCCACGCCCUCUUUUUGGUCUGCGAGGGAGCCCGUGAGAUACAGGUCCAGAAUUGCUGGGGCCUUGAAGAUGAUAUGUUUGCCUUGGCUGGCCUAUGCAGGAGAGUAAAAUUCCUGUUGUUAGAAGGGUGCUCACUAUUAACAACUCGAGGUCUAGAAUCAGUGAUAACCUCAUGGAGCGACCUCCAGAGUCUGGAAGUUGUUACCUGCAACAAAAUCAAGGAUGAGGAAAUAACUCCUGCCCUUUCAGAGCUGUUCUCCAAUCUCAAAGAGCUGAAGUGGCGGCCCGACAACAAGUCACUUCUUGCUGCGAGCCUCGUUGGCACUGGGAUGGGAAAGAAGGGCAGGGUAUUUUUCAAAAGGCAGAUCUUACCCGCCCAUCAACGGAUCAAAGGGAAGGUGCGCAACUAUUCAGCAGGUGUUGCUGCUUAGUUCGAUUGCUAGUCGGAAACUAGGCUACUGCACAAAGUUCUUAUUGCUCAGCAGCCAAUUUUCUUGACUUGACCAAAGGCAACCACGCUUCUUGAUACUCAAAACUCAGAAGGACACGUCAUAACUAGUCAGGACCUGGUAGUUUUAUGAUGCACAAUUUCGGGUACCAGGCGCCCCGAUCUUGUGUUUGUACCUGUGUUGUAACUGACAAGCUGAGAUUUGCUCAGAGGAGCCUGACCGUAGUAUUUCUGUAUGAGGAAAAGCAUUGCUUCAUAAAUUAUGGAAGAGUUGAUUAAAUGAAUAGAACCAGCAGAACCACAUGUUUUACAGCACAUGAUUUAACUGUCGAAUGAAAUUUGCCGGCA